This is a messenger RNA of Cyclospora cayetanensis, 954 nucleotides long. Its product is annotated as probable ATP-dependent transporter slr0075. The record is from RefSeq and is a predicted model, not a curated record. The coding region runs from base 1 to 954 and encodes 317 amino acids. The transcript is spliced from 5 exons. Gene Ontology annotation, molecular function: ATP hydrolysis activity; ATP binding. Lineage: Eukaryota; Apicomplexa; Conoidasida; Eucoccidiorida; Eimeriidae.
AUGUCGGGUUACUUGACGGGGUCGACUGCUGCUGAGAUCGCGUCUUCAGCUUGGGAAUCAGGCUGCACAUCUCCUCCAUCAGCUUCUUCUCUCCGCUUAGCCCUCCUGCAGCAGAUGUGUACAGACACCACACCCAAACUGCAGCACGAAGACUGGAAUCCGGAAAGGGAUCCGCUUCUCUCCGUUCGCAGUCUCCAGGCCGUCGCAAUCGAAGACGAAGUGCCAAUCCUAAAGGGCAUCGAUCUGGACAUACGAUGCGGCGAAGUGCAUGCGCUUAUGGGAAGAAACGGAUCGGGCAAAUCCACCCUCUCAAAAGUGCUCGCCGGCUCUCCGGCAUACAGAGUCACCGCGGGAAGCGUCCUCUUCAAGGGCUUAGAUCUCUUGUCGCUUCCUGUCGAUCAUCGCGCUAUUUGCGGCCUCUUCCUGGCUUUCCAAUAUCCCCUGGAGAUCCCCAUGGUCACCGGCUUCGAAGUCUUACGGACGGCCGUCAACGAACGGAGGAAAUGGAGGAACGAGGAAGAAGUCAGCAAGGAAGACUUCGAAGAAAGCGUGAAGCCACUCAUGAAGCUUGUGGACUUGCCGUAUUCGUUCUUGCACCGCCCCUUGAACUACGGCUUCAGCGGCGGCGAGAAGAAGCGGCACGAGUUGUUGCAGCUUCUCGUGCUGCGACCUUCCUUGGCGCUUUUGGAUGAGGCAGACUCGGGGCUCGACGUGGAUGCCUUUGCGACUGCAGUCGCGGCGAUCAAGACUUACGCUGAAACGAGUGACGCCUCUUUCCUCAUUACAACGCACUACAGGAAACUACUCGAGGCAGUUCGGCCUCACAAGGUGCACGUGAUGCACGGAGGGCAGAUCGUGGAGAGUGGCGGCAUGGAGCUCGCCGCUCACAUUGAGAACGAAGGCUUUGGGGGCUUUUUGCGCGAUCAGGAGGAGGGGGAGGCCAAGUUCACUUAA